GAAGAGUACGGUAAAAGCAGAAGAAGAGCGAGAAGCAAAACAAACCGAAACGAAACUAAGGCACUCACGGAUGACCAGUCUCCAGUGUACGAACGACUUAAACGUACUAACGGCUCUCCCGUCUACAACCAUACAGUCUAUGUCUCCAACGCACUAAGGGCUGCGCUUAGCCCUGCCCUAGCAGUGUUCGAGAGGCGAAUGCACUCCGGUGAGUGCGAGGGGUACCAUGGCGGAGGUAGAGGCGCAAGUGGCGGCCAUCCUGGAGAUGAUGGUAAGCGCGGCGGUCUCAGAAGUGACCAAAGUGGUGGACGGCAGCGCGUCGUUCGUGCGGGAGGACUGUGUGAGCACAGCCGCGCCCGUGGACCAGAAGGUGUUCCACCUCAGCCUCUGCUUGGCCGCUCUGGCACAGGACGCAGUGGAGAAACUCUGCCUUCUGUUCCACGAGUGCUCCUCCGUGCUACAGUCCAAGGUGACUGAGGUGGAGGAGCUGCGGCUGAGGUUGGAGGCAGCAGAGAGACAUGUCACUGCCCAGGGACAGCCGCGACGCAGAGUGGUGAUGAUCUGUGACACAGCCCUGAAGCGCAUGCCUUUUUUCAAGCGGUGGAAAGCCAAAAAGGAAAGGGUCCAAAGGGUCACAGUGGAGGAUGAGGAAGUGGAGGCUGCUGCUUCAGAUACAGGCAGCAAAGAGGGCCCCACUAAGGACCCUACUGAAGACCUUACCGCAGAGGAGGGCCCUACUCCCCAGGAGGAGUCUACUGAACAGGAGCCUACUGAAGAAGACGGCUCUAUUGACGAAGGCAGUCACGACUAUGGCAACCAUGAGCAGGGUGAAGAUGUUUUGGGGCUUUUUAAUGCUGACACAGAUUAUAUAACCAGACUGGUGAAGAUUGCAGUGAGAGGCGCUCCUAUGAAGGCUUCCAGGAGACAUAGGGCUUCGAGGCCCAAUGGCCCUGACCCCCCCGGGACCCUCAGCUGCACUGUAUGCAAGAAGCUCUUCACCAGACAGAAGGCUUUGGAUGUGCAUUUACUCCAGCACACUGGGGAGCGGCUGCACCUCUGUGAUGUCUGUGGGAAGAGCUUUACUCAGAAACAGAGCCUGACCACUCACCAGAGGAUUCACAGCACUCUGAGGCCCUUCAGCUGCCCCACCUGCGCCAAGACCUUCCACCGCAAAUGCCAAAUGACCCGGCACAUGGUCCUGCACACAGGCCAGCGCAAUUACAAGUGUCAGUACUGUGACAAAGCCUUCACCAACAACAACAACCGCAACCGCCACGAACUGAUCCACACCGGAGAGAAGCCCUACAAGUGUGAUGUGUGCGGCCGCUGCUUCAACCAGUCCAGCUCUCUGAAGGACCACCAGCACAGCCACACUGGAGUCAAACACUUUAAGUGCUACUGCGGCAAGGCCUACUCCCAGAAGAGCUCGCUUCGCAUGCACACAAAGACUCACAUGAAGAUAUCGCAAACCUGGGACAGCACCAUCUCUUGUGUGGCCUGUGGUACUACAACAGCGAACAGGGAGAGUCUACAGGAGCACCUGGACACCCACCACUUCCCCUGCGCCUGUGUGCUAUGUCAGCAGCCUCUAGGCUCCCUGGCUGAGUUGCACACGCACCAGCACAAACACAGGAGGCUGCAGCCCAACCACUGCCACAUCUGCAACAAGACCUUCCAGUCCUACACCUACCUCCAGGUGCACAUCAGGGGACAUAGGGGAGAGAAGCCCUUCGCCUGCCUCACCUGUGGACGCAGGUUCUUACAGAAGGCUGCCCUACAGACCCACCAGGUUGUUCACACUGGGGAAAAGCCCUUCUCCUGCCAGACGUGUGGGCACAGGUUCUCGUAUAAGGUCUCCCUCAAAGCCCAUCAGGCGCUGCACACUGGAGAGCUGCCUUUCCCCUGUAAGAGCUGUGACCGGAGGUUUGCACAUCCCUACUCCCUCAGGAAACAUCAGGCGGUGCACACUGGAGUCCACCCCUUCACCUGUCCGACCUGUGGGAAGAGCUUCAGUAACCCAUCCAACCUGCAGAGGCACUGUCGCUCCCACAGUGGAGAGAAGCCCUACCACUGCCCCGUGUGUGGGCGCAGUUUCAGCCAGAGCUGUGCCCUGAAGGCCCAUCAGCGCACCCACAGCGGGCACAAAGCCUACGAGUGUGAUCGCUGUGGCAAGAGCUUCUCCUACCAGCGCAGCCUCAGGGACCACAAGUACAAGUGUGUGUGACCGCGAGUACGAGCGAAGUGUGUAUGAUUACAAGUACACUAUCAGUCAAAAGUUUGGACACACUUUUUCAUGUAUUUUUCUUCACUAUUUUCAUGAUUAUUUACAUUGUAAAUUCUCACUGAAGGCAUCACAACUAUGAAUGGCUACAUAUGGAAUGUACCAAACAGAAAUAAACUCAAAAGAACUCAAA
This is a messenger RNA of Periophthalmus magnuspinnatus, 2414 nucleotides long. Its product is annotated as oocyte zinc finger protein XlCOF6-like. NCBI's taxonomy places the organism in Eukaryota, Metazoa, Chordata, Actinopteri, Gobiiformes, Gobiidae. The transcript is spliced from 11 exons. Bases 227 to 2224 code for a protein of 665 amino acids. The record is from RefSeq and is a predicted model, not a curated record.